UUCCUGGCCGUGCUCGUGGCCCCCCUGCGCCUGCUGAGGGGGGGGUCCCCCUCCUGGAGACCCCACGACCCCGUCACCUUCUGGGGGGGUGCGGUGGCUCCUCUUCCGCCUCAUGUUCGCCUCGGGGUCCGGGGGGCUGGGCCGCCCCUGCCCUGAGCCCCCCGUGCCCCCAGCGCUGACGUACCACUACGAGACGCAGUGCAUCCCCACGCCGGGGGCCUGGCUCGCCCACCAGCUGCCCGUGUGGUUCCAGAAGCUCAGCGUGGUGGCCACCUACGUCAUCGAGGUGGCCGUGCCCGUGCUCUUCUUCGCGCCCCUGCGCCGCCUGCGCCUCUUCGCCUUCUACUGCCAGGUCCUGCUGCAGGUGCUCAUCAUCCUCACGGGUAACUACAACUUCUUCAACGCGCUCACCAUCGUCCUGGCCUUCUCCCUGCUGGACGAGGAGCACGUGGGGCGCUGGCUGGGGCGCCCCAAGAAGCGGCAGGGCAGCGCCUGGCCCCCCAGCCUGGGCUCUGUGCUGGCCACGCUGCUGGAGCUCAACACCUACGGGCUCCUGCUCUACUGGACCGUGCAGUACUUCGGCCUGGAGAUCAACUGGGACAAGAAGCUGCUGGACUCCAAAGUGGCCUUCACCUACCACGAGUUCACGACGUGGCUGCGGACGGUGACGCUGCCGCUGGUGGGGGUGGCCUUCCUGUCCCUGUCCUGGGAGAUCCUGCUCGCCAUGUACCGCUGUGCCUGUGUCCGUGGAUGCUUCUGGAAGCUCUGGGCCACCCUCCAGUGGGCCAUCAUGGCCACGGCCACCGUCAGCUUGUUCGCCGUCAGCCUGGUGCCCUUCACCUACAUUGAGCACGAGUCCAACGGGAAGCUGUGGCCUGGCAUCCACCGGCUGUUCGGGGCGGUGGAGCGGUUCCAGGUGGUGAAUUCCUACGGGCUGUUCCGCAGGAUGACGGGGGUCGGGGGGCGGCCCGAGGUGGUGCUGGAGGGCAGCUACGAUGGGCACAGCUGGACGGAGAUCGAGUUCAUGUACAAGCCCGGGAAUGUGAGCGUGGCCCCGGCCAUGGUGGCCCCGCACCAGCCCCGCCUGGACUGGCAGCUGUGGUUCGCUGCCCUGGGGCACCACCACAGCAGCCCCUGGUUCAGCGCCCUGGUGCUGCGGCUGCUGCAGGGCCAGCGUGACGUGAUCCGGCUGGUGCAGGUGGACGAGUCCCGGUACCCGUUCAGCGCCCGCCCGCCCACCUUCCUGCGGGCCCAGCUCUACAAGUACUGGUUCACGGGCCCCUCGGAGGGCAGCCCGGGCCCGGCGCCGUGGUGGAGGCGGCAGCACGUCCAGGAGUUCUUCCCCACUGUGUCCUUGGGAGACCCCACGCUGGAGAGCCUGCUCAGCCAGCACGGCCUCAAGGACAAGCCCCCCGUGCGGCGCCGGUCGGAGGCGGCCCUGCCGUGGCUCCUGGGCUGGGUUCGGGGCCUGGCCCGGCCCUUCUCGGGCCCCGCCGUGCUCUGGACCCUCUACCUGGUGGCCGCCACCGUGGGGGUGCUGCGGGCCCUGGGCCCCCGGGCACGGGGGGGGCCCCCCCCCCCGCCCGCCACAAGGCCCGGGGGGAGCGGGGGGAGCGCAAUGGGGUGCGGGGAGAGGGGCGGGGCCGGGCGGGGGGCGAGGGCCACGGGGAGGGGCGGCCCGGCCCCAAGAAGAAGAAGUAGCACCCGCAGCCCCCCGCCCGUGUGCCAGCCCCGGGGGGGGGGGCCCUGGGGGGGGGGGUGUCAGUGGGGCCCCACCCCGGGGGGCUCCCGGUGUUCCCCCUGCCAGUGCCUUCAGCACGGUGUGGCCAUGCAGGGGGACCCUCCCCACUGCCUUGGGGACCCCUCCCCACUGCCCAGGGACCCCUUGGGGACCCCUCCCUGCGGCCUGGGGACUGCUGGGGACCCCUCCCCACUGCCCAGGGACCCCUUGGGGACCCCUCCCCACUGCCCAGGGACCCCUUGGGGACCCCUCCCUGCGGCCUGGGGAGCGCUGGGGACCCCUCCCCACUGCCCGGGGACCCCUCCAGGCCCCACGAGGGCAGGGGUGUUCGAUGCAGCUGGGGGUGCUCAGCACAGAUGGGGGGCUCCUUGCCAGCAGGAUGGAGCAGCUUGGGCAGUGCCAACCCUCCUCUCACCCUGCCCAACCCCUCAGGUGCCCCCCGGGCAGUUUUGGGGUGGCUGCCCCCCGUGCCCCCCACCCCGGUGGGCUCUACCCAUCCCGCGCUUCCCCCCCCCAGCUCAGCCCCAAACUCAGAGGUCCAGAGGUUUCCUAUAAUUUUCUAAAUAAAGCCUUUGACAUUCCAG
Molecule: messenger RNA, 2325 nt
Organism: Corapipo altera (White-ruffed manakin)
Lineage: Eukaryota; Metazoa; Chordata; Aves; Passeriformes; Pipridae
Gene: LMF2
Product: lipase maturation factor 2
Exons: 12
Coding region: 113-2296 (727 amino acids)
Biological process (GO): protein maturation
Cellular component (GO): endoplasmic reticulum membrane
Source: RefSeq, a predicted model, not a curated record